Molecule: messenger RNA, 495 nt
Organism: Helobdella robusta
Lineage: Eukaryota; Metazoa; Annelida; Clitellata; Rhynchobdellida; Glossiphoniidae
Exons: 4
Coding region: 1-495 (164 amino acids)
Source: RefSeq, a predicted model, not a curated record
AUGAACAACAAAAACAGUAUAAACAAAAAUGGCGAGAAUAAGGAAGAGGUGGUUGGGGGGUGGUUUGAAGAGGGACUGUCCACUGCUCCCUCCACUUCGGGCUCGGAACUUCAUGGUCCUCUGACCCCCACUUCCUCCUUCGUGAUGGUAGCUCGUCAUUGGUCGGUUCCUGCUGAUCAGAAGAACAAAGUGGUGACGGCGUUAAGAGGAUGCUGCAGUCAAAUCGUCUCCAACUUCAUUGGUCAACAAAACAAGGCCAGUGCAGCGGUUUCAGCGCUCGAGCAAAUGCAUUUUGAUGUGUUUUUGAAUUCUUCGAGGUGUUGUAGCGUGAGUCAGGCCUGCGCCGAGCAAGCUCUGUGCCUACAUAGGAGCACGGGACAGCCACCAGGAUACUGUUUGUCUAACAUGUUAAACUGCAACAAUCACAACUACCACAAAACAUCAUCAACAUUUCAAAAGAAGAUUUCAUGCCCACCAAACAGGGUCCCACUGUAA